This is a messenger RNA of Daldinia caldariorum, 834 nucleotides long. RefSeq names its product Alpha/Beta hydrolase protein. The record is from RefSeq and is a predicted model, not a curated record. Lineage: Eukaryota; Fungi; Ascomycota; Sordariomycetes; Xylariales; Hypoxylaceae. Bases 1 to 573 code for a protein of 190 amino acids. The transcript has a single exon. Gene Ontology annotation, molecular function: hydrolase activity.
AUGGGGUCCGACCUUUUCCCCGGAUUUACGCAACAGUAUAUUAAUACUUCUCAAGGAGUAUCUAUCUUUGUCCGCACUCUGAUUGACCAGACCAAACCCCCACUUCUCCUGCUACAUGGAUUCCCUCAGACUCACGUCGAGUUCCACAAGAUCGUUCCCUAUUUACGUCCUCAUUUUAGUGUCGUCCUGACUGAUCUUCGUGGCUAUGGUGCCUCGUCCGUUGUCCCUAGUGCAAACGGCUCGGCUUAUUCUAAACGCCUGAUGGCUCAAGAUUGCGUACAAGUCAUGACAGCACUUGGCUUUGAAAAGUUUAGCGUGGUUAGACAUGACCGCGGGGCCAGGGUUGCGUAUCGUCUCGCAUUUGACAAUCCAGAGAUACUUCACAAGGUCGUUGUGAUCGAUAUCAUACCUACUUCAGCCAUGUAUGGAGGAUUCGGCGAUGUAAAUGCCGGACUGAGAGCAUACCACUGGCUUUUCCUCGCGCAGCCAGAACCAUUCCCUGAGAGAAUGAUACAAUCUGUGGGAAAUGGAAGAUUGUUCUUAGAACAUACUUUUGCUACAUGGACAGCGUAACGAACGUUGUAGGAUUUUGACGUCUUUGCACUUGACGACUAUCGCAAGGCUUAUUGUGAGACAGCUAGGAUUCAUAGUACCUGCGAGGACUACAGAACGGGGGACUUUCUUGACAGGGUAUAUGAUGGAGAAGACUUAAAAAAUAGGAGGAAAAUUAAUACUCCUUUGUUGGCUGUGUGGAACGGUGGGAUUGUUCGCUGAAGCUAUGGAGGCAGGGGCGCCUCUAUAGAUAUGGCAAAAGUUUGCACAUAACGUUUCUGG